AUGGUCAGAUUUUUUGGUUUGAAUAAAAAAAAGGACAAGGAGAAGGACAACAAUGAUUUGCCUGCAGACAAUGAACAAAGCACAACAGAAAGUUUGUCUGAUAAGGCACCAGAAAAUGAGGAACCAUUAGUUCCUAAAUCCGACGAUGGAACCCUUUCAAAUGCGGAUAAUGAUGAUGCGUUCACCACUCUCAACUCCUCCAUACAAUCGUCGUCGAUAUUCUCCAGAGGAAGAAUAACUUAUGGAACAGGGGCCUCUUCUAGCAUGGCCACAUCAGACAUGCGUAGUCAUAGCAGCGGGAAUAGUGGGUCUAGGAAUACUAAAAACUUACAGGGAUUUGUUGAUGUCGGGAAACCGCUGAGAGCGGUGAGUUUUUUGAAUCCCGUUAAAGAAGAGGAAUCUCAGGAUGAACAGAAAGCUUCGGAUGUUAGCUCUUCGGCGUCUUCAGGAUUGGCUGCUUCAGGUAGUGUAAGAGAAAACACCUUCAGUUCAAGAAGAACCAUCACCUUAGAAUAUGUUCAUAGAAGUUUGUCUGAGUUAGGAGACAAUUUAGUGGACAUAAUGGAUGAUAUUCAUCAGGACGUUAUCAGUAUUUCAAGAGCAGUCAUUGAAGCCGUCGAAUAUUUCAAAGAAUUUUUACCGACAGUGCGAGACAGGAUACCAUACAGAAUAAGCGUAGAAAAAUCGCCUGUAUUGCGGAAGAUCAAUAAGAUAGUAUUACAUUUUCUGGAUAACUUAUUGGUGUCUGAUGCAUUUUCCAAUUCUAGGUCAAUUCUUUUACGCAGGUUUUACUUUUUUUUGAAGAAACUGAAUUUGAUAACAGACGAUGAUCUAACAUCAGAAUCGGGUGUCUUGCCAUGCCUGUCAGUCUUUUGUAUCGAUGGCCACUGUAACUUACCAAGUAUGGAUAAACUAGAUAUGAUUCUAAAUGAGUUAACCAGGAUGGAUUCUUCCAUGAUUUCCGAUCAAGAAGGUGCCUUUAUAGCUCCCAUACUGAGAGGUAUAACUCCCAAAAGUUCCAUACUCGCAAUAAUGUUCGGUUUACCUAAUUUAGAACAUGAACAUUACGAAAUGAUAAAGGUUCUCUACUCGCUAUUCCCGGAUGUACACAUGUAUUGUGUGAAAAACUAUAUUAAGAAGGCUGCAUCGGCAGUAGGAAUAUCUCAUACAGAACCUACUAUUGGUCCAGUAUCGCCAACUAAGUUUCAAUUUUCACCUCCGUUUACAGUUCCGGAAAAUCUACUGGAAUUGCCCAUUUCAAUGUCUUUAUCCACUGAGACAAGCACUAAAAUCACAGGUACUUUAGGAGGUUAUCUAUUCGCACAGACUGGGAAUGACUCAAAAUUUUCUCAAUUUGCAAGCUGCUCAUUCGCCAUUACAUGUGCUCAUGUAGUAUUGUCUGAAAAACAAGACUACCCGAACGUGAUGGUACCGUCUAAUGUUCUACAAACGUCUUAUAAGAAGGUUUUAACGAAAGAAUCCGAUAGGUAUCCCGAUGGUUCGAUGGAAAAAACGGCCUUUUUAGAAGAAGUGCAAAGAAUAGAUCAAAAUUUGAAAUGGCAGAAGUCAAAAAAGUUUGGGCAAGUAGUUUGGGGCGAAAGAGCUAUUGUUGAUCGCCGAUUAUCAGAUUUUGCUAUCAUCAAGGUAAACUCGUCAUUCAAAUGUCAGAAUACUUUAGGUAAUGAGUUGAAAUCUUUGCCUGACCCAACUUUAAGAUUUCAAAAUUUACAUGUUAAACGAAAAAUUUUCAAAAUGAAGCCUGGUAUGAAAGUAUUCAAAAUAGGUGCUUCCACUGGUUACACUUCAGGUCAAUUGAAUUCUACGAAAUUGGUAUAUUGGGCGGAUGGAAAAUUGCAAAGUAGUGAAUUUAUUGUUGCGUCUCCUAAUCCAUUAUUUGCGAGUGCGGGGGAUUCGGGUGCGUGGAUCUUGACCAAAUUAGAAGAUCGGCCAGGAUUGGGUCUUGUAGGUAUGCUACAUUCAUAUGACGGUGAACAAAGACAGUUUGGAUUGUUUACACCUAUAGGGGACAUUUUGGAGAGAUUGCAUGCAGUAACUAAAAUUCAAUGGGAUAUUGAUCCACAGGUAGAUGGAUAG
Messenger RNA from Saccharomyces kudriavzevii IFO 1802, 2094 nucleotides. RefSeq names its product Ssy5p (gene SSY5). Bases 1 to 2094 code for a protein of 697 amino acids. Lineage: Eukaryota; Fungi; Ascomycota; Saccharomycetes; Saccharomycetales; Saccharomycetaceae. The transcript has a single exon. The record is from RefSeq and is a predicted model, not a curated record.